Drosophila guanche is the source of this 1957-nucleotide messenger RNA. RefSeq names its product putative cyclin-dependent serine/threonine-protein kinase DDB_G0272797/DDB_G0274007. Gene Ontology annotation, biological process: ubiquitin-dependent protein catabolic process via the multivesicular body sorting pathway. Gene Ontology annotation, molecular function: ubiquitin binding. The transcript has 3 exons. Gene Ontology annotation, cellular component: ESCRT I complex. The record is from RefSeq and is a predicted model, not a curated record. Bases 99 to 1721 code for a protein of 540 amino acids. Lineage: Eukaryota; Metazoa; Arthropoda; Insecta; Diptera; Drosophilidae.
ACACUGGCAACAACAAAAGAAAAGAGAAAAAAACGCGUAGAAGGGAAGUUGGAAGUUCAUUUAAUUAACCAAAUUCGCUGUAAAUGCGUUAACAUAACAUGGAUGAUGUCCCGGUCAAGAUAGUUGAACGCUAUAAACCUCCGCCACCCGUCUACCAGCUGCCACAAUCGACUGUGAACCGACUGGGACAAUACAAAGAAAACUACUACGAAGAUCAGCCUGACUGCCAAUAUGACUUCCAACUGGAGCGUGCCGUUCUGGGCAAGGCGCACCGUUGGCAACAGCUGCGUCAACAGCUGAGGCAGGAGCGUGAGAAGCGUCAGGAAGAACGCAAGGUGGCGCGCCAGCGUGAGGUGGAGGCCAAGCAGAAGGAAAUGCUCGGAGCUGUCGACUACCCCAGUGCCGAUGACUUGUCAUCCUCCGAUGACGAGGAGAAGGUUGAGGUGUUGGAAGAUAACGAACAACAACCGACGCAUCAGCGAUACCAGCCAGUGCCGCAACCAUAUGAAUCACCCGGCAACGACUCCCAAUCCCACGAAUCAAAGUCAAUAAUCUUGUGCAAUUUCCACAACAUUUUGCAGCCGACGAUCCUGAGCACGGCACCAGUGGCCAUCGCCCAGACUUUGCACAAGCGCAACAAUUCGCUAAACUAUGCCGACUUCGAGUACAACAUGAACUCGACGCCCUUUGAUAAUAUUGAGUUGAAGACCAUCAACGAUUUGGAUGUGCUCGCUCAGGUGCUGCAUCAGACCAAGCUGCAAGAACAGAAUGAGCAACGCCAGCAUCAGCUGCAAGUGGAACAGGUUGAGAAGGGGGAGCAGGAUCGGCAGAAGGAGGAGCAGGAUCAAUUUCAGGAGCCGAAAACGAUGCGAACGUCUGCGGAGCUGACUGUAACGACGUUGGCGGAAACCAAAGCGACUCUCGACAGCGUCAAUUUCCAUGUUCACUGUGAUGAUGCCCACAAGCAUGAAGAUAGCAACAUUCCUGCCAAUGGUCGUGACCAUGCGCAAACUGUAAUCACGUCCCUCUAUCAGACGCCUCUCUAUGGAGUUUUCCAGCAGCAGCAGCAGCAGCAGCAAAUCCAGUCCCAGCCACAGCAACAGCAGCAACAGGAACAGGAGCACUACCAGGUCUAUCAUAUGCAAGGCUACAGCAAUUCCUAUAGCUAUCACCAACAGCAACAGCAGCAGAAGCAGCAUCAGGUCUACCACAAUCAGAAUAACUAUUAUGCUAAUGGCUUUGGCACCCCUAAUCAUGUGAUGCCGUCGCCAUCUGUCGUGGCUUUGAGCCAGGCAGAGGCAGAGGCGGCCACCAAGUCCAAGAGUGUUCCCGACAUCCUGCGGGAGCUAAAAACAGAGCUGCAGCAGGCAGAGAAACGCCGAACCCGCCUACACAGUCACAAUGAGGAUCAGCAGCAACAGCAGCAGCAUCAAAAUCCACAUCUGCCAUUAAGUGUGCCUCAGCGAAUGGAGCAGAAUGCCUUCGGAGAGCUGGCUGGGCCGGCACAGAAGCUGGUGAAACGCAUUAGCGGCAUGGGAUUUCCCCUGGAGCGUGUGGCCAAGGUUGUCAAUCUCUGUGGCAUCGACGACAAGAAGAUAAUCGAACACCUCAUUCCCCUGGGCGAGCUAAUGGAUCUCGGCUUCGAUGAAACGAAAAUCUCGGCGGCGCUUCUCAAGUUCGACAACAACAAGGACAAGGCGCUGGACUAUUUAAUCAACUAGUAAACAAAUUGCAAGCUCGAACGCCACUUACCGAAAGCCAUCCUGUCAUACCUAUUCCAAGACAACCGCAACCCAAUAGGCGCCAGACUCUGUUAAAUAUGUUUUUAGUUAAAUGAGUGCAAGUUCUCUUGAGAUAUUCGCUGCAUAAGGUGAGAGAGGGAGAGGGUGUGCAGCAGGGAGGAAGGGAGGGCGAUAAGUUAAACCAAAUCAAAGAAAGCUAAUGCUAAACGCCUAAA